This is a messenger RNA of Olea europaea var. sylvestris, 741 nucleotides long. RefSeq names its product endoglucanase 8-like. The record is from RefSeq and is a predicted model, not a curated record. The transcript is spliced from 3 exons. Gene Ontology annotation, biological process: carbohydrate metabolic process. Bases 48 to 638 code for a protein of 196 amino acids. NCBI's taxonomy places the organism in Eukaryota, Viridiplantae, Streptophyta, Magnoliopsida, Lamiales, Oleaceae. Gene Ontology annotation, molecular function: hydrolase activity, hydrolyzing O-glycosyl compounds.
AUUUAUGGAUUUUGCAUUAAUGAAUUUUUUUAUAACAGGAGGUGCUAAUGGGAAAGGCAGAUGAUUUAGAAUCAUUCCGAAUCAAUGCUGAUGGUUUUAUUUGUUCGGUUUUACCCGGAUUUUCUCACUCUCAAGUUCAAUAUUCUCCGGGUGGGCUCAUCUUCAAGGCUGGAGGAAGUAACAUGCAGCAUGUAACAUCCCUAUCUUUCCUGCUUUUGGCUUAUUCUAAUUAUCUAAGUCACGCCAAUCACGCUGUGCCAUGUGGCGACACUGCUGCUUCUCCAGCUCUUCUCAAGCGAUUAGCUAGACGCCAGGUGGACUACAUUCUGGGGGAUAAUCCAUUAAGAAUGUCGUACAUGGUAGGGUAUGGGUCGCACUACCCACAGAGGAUCCACCACCGUGGCAGCUCAUUACCAUCAGUGGCGUCACACCCGGCCCACAUCAGCUGCAAGGAAGGAUCUCGUUAUUACCUAAGUCCAAACCCGAACCCGAAUAUCUUAGUCGGAGCGGUUGUGGGUGGGCCCAAUAGCUCUGAUUCAUUUCCUGACUCAAGGCCAUUCUUUCAGGAGUCUGAGCCCACAACUUACAUCAAUGCUCCAUUAGUGGGCCUACUGGCCUACUUUUCGGCCCAUCCUUGAUUUCAUCAUUGUUGUGUAGACUGUAGAGUGGUGGCCACAAGGUCACCCUCUCCAUUAUUAUAGCAACAACUAUAAUUAUUAUUAUUAUUAUUCCAUUUUCCAA